This is a messenger RNA of Cyprinodon variegatus (sheepshead minnow), 866 nucleotides long. RefSeq names its product radial spoke head 1 homolog (gene rsph1). NCBI's taxonomy places the organism in Eukaryota, Metazoa, Chordata, Actinopteri, Cyprinodontiformes, Cyprinodontidae. The transcript has 8 exons. The record is from RefSeq and is a predicted model, not a curated record. Gene Ontology annotation, biological process: spermatid development; axoneme assembly. The coding region runs from base 82 to 792 and encodes 236 amino acids. Gene Ontology annotation, cellular component: motile cilium; nucleus.
UACCUGCUAAUAUAACUGCAGUCUGAGCUCCAGAAGCUAGCUUUUCCAGUUUUUAAUUGUUCCUAAAGCGGAAAGAAAACAAUGUCGUACAAUAACUCUGAGGAUGAGGAAUAUAACAAACCCUUUAACCCAAUCGGGGAGUACAUAGGGGGGAGGAAUGAGGCCGGGGAGAGACACGGAGAGGGUGAAACCCGGCUGGCCAACGUUUAUCAUGGAGGCUAUGUCAACGGAAAAAGACACGGACAGGGAACAUACAGUUUCAAGAAUGGCGGAAGGUAUGUAGGAGAUUAUUCCCAGAAUAAGAAACACGGACAAGGAACGUUCUACUAUCCAGAUGGAUCUAAAUAUGCAGGAUCUUGGGUUGAGGACCUGAGAGAAGGCCAUGGUGUCUACACCUACUCCAAUGGAGACACAUACGAUGGAGAAUGGCAGCACCACCUGAGACAUGGUCAAGGUGUUUAUAUUUUCAAAAAAAACGGUGCAAAAUACAAGGGCACAUGGGUGAAAGGCAACAUGGAGUUGGCUGGGGAAUACAUCUACACCAACUACAGAUACCAGGGCCACUUUAUCAACAACAGGCCUCAUGGACCUGGAAAGUUUGUGUUUGACCAUGGCUGUGAACAACAUGGAGAAUACCAGAAAAAUAAGCAGCCCCAGGAGACUGAGCACACGGAUGAAAACAGUUUCACUGAGGAGUCAGAAGCCAUGGAGGAGGAUUUCGAUGCUGCCCUCAGGUGGAUUCCUAAGGGUAUUACAACACUGACAUCACCGGCUCCUGAAAAGGAAAAAUGAAAUGAUCACUAGUAAUCACAUGUGGAUAUUUCUGUUUCACACUUUUAUCAUUUAUUAAAUGUUUGAAAAAUAAA